Trichoderma breve is the source of this 657-nucleotide messenger RNA. RefSeq lists its product as uncharacterized. Bases 1 to 657 code for a protein of 218 amino acids. The record is from RefSeq and is a predicted model, not a curated record. The transcript is spliced from 4 exons. NCBI's taxonomy places the organism in Eukaryota, Fungi, Ascomycota, Sordariomycetes, Hypocreales, Hypocreaceae.
AUGGCACUGAGUGGCGCGGCAUCCUUUGGAUGGCCACCACCAAGAGUCUGGGAAGAUGCCUAUGAGGAUAAAGCUCCUUGUGGAUCUCUCGAGGAUCCAGAGAGUAGAGUAAACUUUACCAAUUAUCAAGGGCAUGUGCUUGUUUUCACGUCAGCCAAGGCUUGGAAUCUUAAGCUCGGUGUUUCAUACACUUCAGAUCCCAACACGUUGGCUGACUUCCAACCUAUUAUGAAAUACGUAUGGAUCGACGAGGUCGACGCCGGCGUCACCUGCAUCAACCUCCCUAACGCUCCAUUGUACGUCAAACCCGGCCAUCCUGCCACGCUGCAGCUCUCAUACAGGACCAGCCCUGGCUCGUCUUCCGGUAACAUGACCCUCUACACAUGUGCCGACAUCAACUACGUUAGACCGGAGGACGUCCCCUAUAAGAUCCCCUGUUUCAAUACAACACAACCAAAGGAUCACUUCGUGACUCUUCCGCCCGGACCCAAGUUCCCUCCCCUGAAAUUCCCUCUCAAAGAGUUCCCGCUAGCGGCAAACGAAAGCAUCACGCCGGACACGACGAGUCAUGGAAUUCCCAAGUGGGCGAUUCCUCUGGCUGGCGUCGCAUCAGCUUUCCUUGCGACUCUUUUUUUGUUCUUGGUGUUUAAGAUCUAA